CUGAAAAGAGGCGUCUUUGUGCACCGAACCUUUAAAUUGUGAGCAGCCACUUGCCGCCUUCACUUUUUUGGAUCCUGUUGCUCAAGCAUCUCAGUCAGCUCCUCUAGCCAUGAAGAGUUUUGCACUUCUUUUCCUAGUAGUGAUCUGUGGCAUGGGAGGAUUGGGACAGAAGCUGAAGCCAAAGAAAAGAAGCAAUGGUGAAGAAAUCAAUUUUCGGACUAAAAGCAAAGAUGUUUGCACAAUGAGCAUGAGCGGGGACGAGGAGAUGAAACUCAGAGUCGAAUGCAAAAGCCAAGGCAUGUCCUACUGGUGUGAAUUCACUGGCAAGCCAUCAGUCUGUCGUGCUUUCAGAAACAAUCCAAAGAUUUACUGGAAUCAGAUCGCUGCAGAACUUAGAAAGCUCCCGCAUGCUUGUGAAGCCACACAAGUAUUGAAGACCACCAUGUGCCAAAAGGCUCCCACAGCAGCUCUCAUGAAGCAAAUAGCUUCUGGCAUGGAGCCGGGAGAUCGAGCAAACCAGGAAAAAUCAGUCCAGAAAACUUCUACUUCUAUGAGGGGAGCAGGGAGAAGCACUCUGAAGAAAAUAGGGAAGCCUCCAAUAUUACCUCUUAUAAAACCAACCCAACGUGGCCACGGGUCUGAAAAUGAGUCAGAAGCGAUGAGACUGGCACGGGAACAUUGCUGGGAGUCCCUGCAUGGGUUCUGCUCCUACAUUAUCAGCAUCUUCAGAGGUUAA
Colius striatus (speckled mousebird) is the source of this 736-nucleotide messenger RNA. It is a transcript of the gene FGFBP2, whose product is annotated as fibroblast growth factor binding protein 2. Lineage: Eukaryota; Metazoa; Chordata; Aves; Coliiformes; Coliidae. Gene Ontology annotation, biological process: cell-cell signaling. Gene Ontology annotation, molecular function: growth factor binding. Bases 110 to 736 code for a protein of 208 amino acids. The record is from RefSeq and is a predicted model, not a curated record. The transcript has a single exon.